CGCAUGGCUACCUACAUAGGUACGGAGUAAGGUAGGAGGAAACCCCUUACCCUGUGAUCCUGCCACCUGUAUGGAAUAAGGCCUCGCGACGCCCAGGCCUUACUCGUAUCUUUCUGCUCAAGAAAUAGCUUCUCCAUUCGUCUUCCUAUGAAAUAUUUGAGCUUGAGGUUCAACGUCUCAGCUUUAAUUCGGCCAUCAGACAAUGGGCGUAUCACCCACGCCCUUCUCAACGCUCGCAGCAGAUCCGCGAGAUUCCCAUGUUAGUGUGCCCCCUUGGUGUUGUAGAAGUUGAUGUCUCUUUAUUGCGAUACCUUUCCGACAUCCACCUCACCUGGCCUGCGUCAAUAGCAUGACAGACCCUUAUAGCAAGGCUAGCCAUGCUCACCCCACAGGAGCCCAUGAAACUAGGGGAUGAUUUUGAAGUUGUUGGAGCUGUGGUAGAUCAAGAGAUAUUGGUAGGUAAGCAUGAAUUGUGGUGCAUCGUGUAAAAGCAUGCUAGCAGCGACGUAGAAAUCGGGAGCGUGACUCCCGCGGAUUCAUGCUCUCUCCUUCGGUCUACGCCAGUGUCCCUGAGAAAAGUUCACCAAGCGCAGCUGCCCAGAUAAAAGGAACCUCGCCACAUCACCAUGUGGCAGGCACCAUAUCAAUAUCCUUAUCCAGGCUACGCACCUAUCACUGCCAAUGGUCGAACAUAUUAUCCCUCGUAUGAUGCGUAUAGGGGCUUCCGAGACGACGGAACUAUUGAGAACGGCACUUCACCAUCUCAAGCAUGACUUCUCGCUCGAUGUGGAUCGAACGAGGCCCUGAUGGUCGUCCAUACUUCGUUCGAAGCAAGGAAAGAUUGCCAUCUACCCGUCAAUUGCUGGCCGAGGUUUUGUUUCCCCGAAGAGCGCGCUCACUGUUUGUCAGGCAAUCUCAUCAAAUCAACCUCUCGCCACGCUCUCUCGAACAGCCUGCGCCCCGAGACGAUCCUCCAGACACCGAAACACCCAAUCCUGCCCCUACACCCGGCCCGUCCAAUAUGCCUCCACCGUCACAAAGUCAGCCUCAACCUGUGAACAUGUAUUUGAUGCCAGCCCAGCAACAAGACAAUGAGCAUCCGCAACUACAGGGUCAACAUAGUAUGACAUUAACUCAGCAAAAUCCUCAGUUUCCUCCGCCGUUUGUUCCUCCCAUGCAAUUUCUACCUCCACACAUCCCGCCAACCUUUCCACUUCCUUCCCUACAACAGCCAGUGGUGUUUGGAGUGCCGCCAGCAACAUUUACUCCGCCCCAACCGGGGCUUCCAAACGGAAUACCAGGAGUGUUCAAUGGCCCUGGACUUCAUCCUAUGCCCGCUCAAAUGCCAGGGUUACGCCAGUCGCACACUCCGACUGUCCCCCAAUCCAGACCAGCCGAGUUGCGGUACAAAUGUGAGGUUUGUGGAAAGUUUAGAUCUACUAGAUACCAUUACGAGAACCCAAUCCCUCCGGGACGGCUUCCUGCAAGAACUAUUUGUCGCAAGUGUCGAGAAACCGCGACUGACACGGAAGAUGGCUCGAGCGACGGUCCACCUUCCAAUAGGCCUCCUCGGUCGCAUGGGCGUCGAACACCAAGAUCAAGAUCCCGUCAAACACCGGGAGUAAGCCUUCAAUCACGGAGAAGAGCUCGAUCUGUAGAACGGCUUCAAGCUUUUAGCCAGCGGCAUGACCGGUCUGUUGAUCCAUCUUCUUCGGAGUCUUCUCUAUCUUCUUCCUUGGAAGAGUGCUACAGGAGUAGACGUCGUCCACGCUCGAGUUCAAGACACACGGAACUUGUGCGACAUACCCAGCGAAUGCGGCUCUCUCCAGUAGGGCAACUCAUCCUUCGUGACUUCGACGAGGAUAAUAGUCGACCCAGAAGGAGACACCAAGAUGUGGGGGCAUAUGGUGGCAUAGACCGUCGCCGACAACAUACACGCACGGGAACAUCUAUUGGAGAACGGGAUCGCCAUGAACAAGCUUACAGACGCGGCGAUGGGCGUUGCGAUGACUUCCUGACCGAGGAACAUCGUCACAUCCAUCGUUCACGAUACCAGGAUAAUGCGCGACCUUACUCUCCUCAACACGGAAGGUCACGGUCUCAAGCACCACACCGGCCUGGCCUUGAUGGGGAGAUUGACGACCAUAAGAGAGAAUCAGGGGAAAUUCUCAGCCUGAGCGAGACGCAUCCACACCAGCGUCACCACGGAAGUCGAGGUUGUGGAGGAUCGUCAACAGCUACGUCUUCGCUUAGUUCCUCAGAGCUGCCUGAUACAGAUGGCCCACGUCGGCAAACCCGGUCAGGAAGAGAUGGACGCUUCAGGUCCAGGUCGAGACGCCUCGGCCACGAUGCAGAAUUGGCAGGUAUGAUGAGGCCAGGAGAUGAACUGACAUUGAUUGAGAGACAUCCACCAUACCCACCCGACGACUACGAGUGGUACGAUAAUGAAGGCAUGAGGGUCCGUGUGCGCGAGUAUUGACGGGCCAUGCAGCUUUAGCUGACAGCACCAUCACCAUGCAACAGGGUUCCUAGUGAGCAAGAUUGUCUCGCUGGGGUCAUCAUCGUGCCCAAAUAGUAUUGCUACUACCAAAAACGUCCAAGCUCGAGUGACCUCUAGUUGUCAUGGCUGUGUGGGCAUAGCAGCUUCAAGGCAAGGGUACUUUCGCAUUGCGCAUGCAAUGUUGUCUCCUCGGCUCGAAAGUAGCUAAUUGUGGAUCUACUGGCGUUGCAGGAGCAAGCAAAUGAAGAGGUCGGCACAGGAUGGAGCGUGACUAUACACCAGAAGCAUGUUUUACGUACAUGGCAAGGGUGCAGAGAAAGUCCCCAGACUUGGAGCACUCGUCCCAGCUCAGUGGAGAGAUAAAUGCUACUCCGAAAAAGGAAGAGGAAGGCUCACCAGGCCACGUGGAAUUGAUUGAGAUCUAGGUUCAGUCUCCCGGGCAGCAAGAUUGGCACUACGAGGGAGACGGUCAGUGCCAAUUGCAUGGUAGCUAGACACGAUGGUUUCAAUCUCUGGAUCAGGUGGCGUCAACAAGUGGUUUUGGAGAGAAACAGCUGAACAGGGUUCUCGCCAACAUUCGGCGUUAUGUGCAGGGGUUCGAAAAACCAGACAGGCAGCCACCUGGCCCGGUCCUAUAUAGUCAAAGCUCUAGAUCAGACCUACGAAUUGUCGUGUUGCUGCAGCGAGUUGGUCCAGGGGAACACAAACUCGGACAGUCGGGACUCAAUAAUUGCGUAGACUCGCUUGGGACAAAGCCAGAAAUGAUCACGAGCAGGGGUGGUGAAAGUGUUGAAACGCCAGCUGAGGCAGAGGUUGCCAGCGGCAAAGGGCAUCACACUAGCGAUGCAUGAUGCAGGCAGG
Molecule: messenger RNA, 3361 nt
Organism: Exophiala oligosperma
Lineage: Eukaryota; Fungi; Ascomycota; Eurotiomycetes; Chaetothyriales; Herpotrichiellaceae
Exons: 3
Coding region: 770-2479 (569 amino acids)
Source: RefSeq, a predicted model, not a curated record